Molecule: messenger RNA, 2363 nt
Organism: Xiphias gladius (swordfish)
Lineage: Eukaryota; Metazoa; Chordata; Actinopteri; Istiophoriformes; Xiphiidae
Product: zinc finger protein 500-like
Exons: 2
Coding region: 104-1234 (376 amino acids)
Biological process (GO): regulation of transcription by RNA polymerase II
Cellular component (GO): nucleus
Molecular function (GO): DNA-binding transcription factor activity, RNA polymerase II-specific; RNA polymerase II cis-regulatory region sequence-specific DNA binding
Source: RefSeq, a predicted model, not a curated record
ACUUCCGCUAAAACCAAACCAGGAUCCAGUGAACUGUUGAUGUCGGUGACAGCACCGACUGUUCCUCUUUUCCCUCCGCUUUCACUGAGCUCUCCGGGGGGAAAUGUCCAGACUCCAGGGUCUGAGGGUUUUCGUCAGCCAGCGGCUCAGCGCGGCCGUGGAGGAGAUAUUCGGACAUUUAGAGAAAACCAUCACCGAGUGCGAGGAGGAGAUGGACCGCCGCCAGAGGCUGCUGGACUCGGCUUUCAGACCUGAAAUUAAGCUGCGAAGAGCAGAUGUCCAGCAGCUGUUAGAGAGACAAAAAGAGACUCCUCCUGAGCAGAGCCCCAGUCUGGACCAGGAGGACCCACCAGAGCCCCCACACAUUAAAGAGGAACAGGAGGAACUCUGGACCAGUACUGGGGGAGAGCAGCUUCAAAGGCUGGAGGAGGCUGAUGUCAAAAUGUUCACAUUCACCCCUGACCCCGUGAAGGCUGAAGAUGAUGAUGAUGAAGAGAAAGCUCAGUCCUCACAGCUUCAGAGAGCCACAGAGUCUCCAACCAGCAGCUCAGCUGAGCAGAUGAAAACAGAAACCGAAGGAGAGGACUGUCAAGGAUCAGAACCAGCCGGCGACUUCGAUCCAGAUAGGUGUUUACAACCGUAUAGUAUAGACGAAAUUAAACGGCUACUGGAAGCUCGGACAGAAGACGGAAGUGGUUGGAUGAGGACCAGGGAGCCUCGCCCGGGUUUAAGAUCCCUGAAUAAUAAUCUCUUUAUUAAAGUUCUUUUAAGUGAGGAGGAGAGCACUGAUAGUACAAAAGUAUUAACCUGCUCUGAGUGUCAGAAAAGUUUUAAAUGCAGGGAAACUCUGAGGAGGCACAUGAGAUGUCAUACAGGGGAAAAGCCUUACAGCUGUUCAGUCUGUCAGAAACACUUUAAAUGGAGUGGAGAUCGCGUGAUGCAUAUGAGGAACCACACGGGGGAGAAGCCUUUUGUGUGCAGUGUGUGUGGAAAGAGCUUUAAGAAAAGCGGAACUCUCACAAGACACAGGAGAAUCCAUACUGGCGAGAGACCACACGUCUGCUCGCUGUGUGGGAAGGGAUUUUAUCAGAAAGGAGAUUUGACCAAACACAUGAGAACCCACACGGGGGAGAAACCGUUCACCUGUGGAGUUUGUAACAGAAGAUUUUCAUACGUGUACCGCGCCAAAAACCACAAGUGUGUUGUUGAGAGCAGCAGCAGCAGCCGCCAGUGAAGCUGCAGAGCUGCUGAUUGAGCAUCGAAUAUUUAAAUCGGGAUUAGAUGGGACCCGAAUUUGAACUUGAAUUUCUUCCUACCCACCUCAGUGGGGACAGAUCAUUAAUAAUGUCUGAAAUUAGAAAAACAACAAAUCCAAUACUGAUGCGUGAUAUCAGGAGAAAAAAAAAAAGAGUGAUAACUCUUCUUGUUUGUGUUAAGCCCCAUUUAGACUGGAUUGAUUUCUCUAGGGGAGAUGGGGUGACUUUAACAUUUUCUGCACUGGUCCGUGAUUUUAAUCCCAUCCUGAGCAUCUGUUGGCCACUUUUCAGCCCCACCCCCAGUAAUAAUGGUAGCUGCAAUGACCUCCUGUUGUUCUGUGAACUGUGAACUGCUCCUCCUGUCAUUAAAACCUGUCAGCAGGGACAUCCUUGUAUUUCAAAGUGGAUCUCUGAGAGCUGCUUGUCCUUCUGCUUUAUUUUCUUUCUUUUUUAUCAGCUCAGUGUGAAAUUUGACUCAAAAAAUGACAGAAACACCAACAUAUAGGUCGGUUUGGGGACCGGUAUAAUAAUAAUAGUUUCAGCUAUGGGUAUUCUCUUUUGAAUGUCUCUUGUUUUUUGUUUUUUUUCUCCUGUAGUUGUUUACAUUUUGGCAAAUCAUCAGCAUUAAACGAAGCCGAUCAGCUCCUGUUUGUGUGAACCCAUUAAUGUUCAGACAGCUGGCGGUGGUUUGCUGUGACACUGAGUAAAACCUAAAAAUGCGAUGAUUGUCGGGCAGGUUCCGAAGCGAAAUAUGACCUCUGCGUGGAUUUAGGGACGUGAAUUCUCGAUGGACAUCAGAGAUGACGACAAAGUCACACUGAAUAAUAUCGAUGACGUGUUUAACAUCUGGCUGAUUUGAUUGAGUUGUGGCUCUGAGAAGGACAAUUGUUGACUCCAGUUCACCUCACACAGUAUCUUUGCCUCCCUUUCAACUCCCCGGCACAAGUGAAAAGCCUUUUGUUUUUAUAACCGAUUUGAAUUUGUACGUUAGGCCUGUGAUCACAUGACACCUGUGUAACUGUCUUAGUAGACCAGACGGACACAAAACGCACACACACACACACAAACACAUUUUCAUAUUUCAAUAAAGUUUCCAUUGUGGGAGAA